AUUUUCGAGGUGAAAUACCCAAAAAGAAGUUUGUAAAAAGCCCAAUAUUUCAACAAAAACUCCAAAACCUAAGCGAAGCAAACGCCAGGUUAAUGUUGAAGCCAAUUUCAAGAUGGAAUUUCGCUCUGCCAGCUAUUUUCAGGCUGGGAAAAAGGGAGGAAGACCGGAAGUGUUCUCUUUCGAUUUUUGCGUCCGGGAGCCAAUACGUGACGAGCGGGGCACGUGCCGCCAAUCAGAAGCCGCAAAGAGCUCCGGCGGGAGCCGAGAGCCAAUCAGAAGGCACGCGCCGCAGCCCUCGUGCUCUUCAUGCCCGCGAUGAUAUACGAUAAAGGUGAACAGGAACGGACCGGAAGGAACUGACCCGAAAUAGAAAUUUUCCAUUUAACAAAAAUGGCCUUAAAAGCACUAAAUGCUUAUGAGUGAAGCUUUUAGGGCCAACCACAACAGCUAAUUAAAAUCGACGAUGUUUCUCUGAACUGAGCGGCUUACGCCGUUGCUUAAAAAUAAUUCAUGCUGCUCAUGAUCAAGUUCCUUCUGCCCACAGCAUCGCACCCCCAUAAACGCGCCCUAAGCGGGUCAAACGUUGCUAGAAAUGAGGAGAGUGAAAAAUGAUGAUCAAUUCCGAUCCUGUAGCCCAUCUGCCCUAAGAAGGGGCGGUCACGAGCGCCCUCGCACGCGCCUUUGGUGGCAAAAAGAGCCGCGUUCCUGAAGAACUUGCGGACCUUCAGUAACCGAACCGUGGCCACUUGAACUGGCAACAAUCCGGAGUUUGAGUACGGGAGUAGACGCACGUGCCACCCGAAAUCAAUCAUCAUUUGCAGCAGAUUAGUAACAAGGCGCCCGAAAAACGCUAGUUGAAGCUAAGGAUGAAAGACGACCUGUGAAGAAACUUUCAAGCUUCUUAAAAGACAAUGCCCCAUACUGGCCAAGCUGGAGUCAACCAACUAGGCGGAGUGUUUGUGAAUGGACGGCCGCUACCCGACUGUGUAAGACGAAGAAUAGUAGAAUUGGCCCUUUUAGGAGUCCGGCCCUGUGAUAUAUCCAGACAGCUGCUGGUAUCGCACGGGUGCGUUUCGAAAAUCUUAACUAGAUUCUACGAAACUGGAAGCAUCCGACCUGGGUCGAUUGGCGGGUCAAAAACAAAGCAAGUCGCCACCCCAACAGUAGUAAAGAAAAUCCUUCGCUUUAAGCAGGAAAAUCCUGGAAUGUUCGCCUGGGAAAUCCGGGAACAGCUGAUCUCCCAACGGGUUUGUGAGCCUCACAACAUCCCCUCAGUCAGCUCCGUAAACCGGAUUCUGAGGAACAGCGGAGUUUGGCCGGAUCAGGAUCUGAUGCCCGCCCAUUCCCGUCCGCCUCAUGGGCCUGAAAGUCUCAUCCGCUCGGAUUUUUACUCCAAGUCUUCAUCCUCCCUCAACGCGUCACUGCCAUACUUCUCGCCUGCCCACGAUAGUGGAUACCAUCAAAACAGCCGGCCCUUUUCCUUCCACCAUCAACUUCACGUGGUGACGAAUAUCGACCAACCGCCCACCAGCUCUUCAUGGUCUUCAUCCUUCAACAGUUUGGUCAUCCCUUAUCAGCAUUGCGCGGACUAUUCGCCGGACUCCAGCGACGACCCCAAAGAGUCCAGUUUACCUGAAAGGGGCGCUAAGGAAGAACAGAAGAGAAACCCCUACUCGAUAGAGGAAAUACUGAAGAAACCUAGCAGGCAAAUUAAGCCUCCUAGUCCGAUUAGUUGCGCGAAUUUCCAUCAACCAGUAGGGGCGAUAGUGACUAUGGAGAAUGCGGUUGUCGAGGACAGCAAUGAAAGCUCUGAGGACAAAGAGGAGAAAAUUGAUGUAGAGUAAAUUGCCUUUUUUGCGUCACUACUUGAACACCUCCGCAGAUUCUUCAAAGCUCUUCUCAUAUUUAUUGAAUGCAAAACUUUACGUAUUUCUUCCACUAUUUAUUUAAAUUAUUGCUUUCGCCCCGUUGUAAAUAUAGUCUUUAAGCAAACUGUGUUAUAGCAUAAUUUAGGACAAGCGAUACUUUUAUAUUCUACUCCCUAAAGGCGACUAAGUUUGCACUUUUAAGCAUAUGUAUCAAAACGUGUUACUUGCAAUUAUGCAAAAACACCUUUAAAUUAAAGCUGUGUUAAAAUUCAACUCGCUAGAGGAAAAGAAAGGUUCUAAAGGUUGCCGACAACUUUAUUGUGGAAUACAAAAGUGUACAAAGUAAAA
Molecule: messenger RNA, 2216 nt
Organism: Dendroctonus ponderosae (mountain pine beetle)
Lineage: Eukaryota; Metazoa; Arthropoda; Insecta; Coleoptera; Curculionidae
Product: paired box protein Pax-5
Exons: 5
Coding region: 912-1844 (310 amino acids)
Biological process (GO): anatomical structure development; regulation of transcription by RNA polymerase II
Molecular function (GO): DNA-binding transcription factor activity, RNA polymerase II-specific; RNA polymerase II cis-regulatory region sequence-specific DNA binding
Source: RefSeq, a predicted model, not a curated record